This is a messenger RNA of Exserohilum turcica Et28A, 2096 nucleotides long. RefSeq lists its product as uncharacterized. The transcript is spliced from 4 exons. The record is from RefSeq and is a predicted model, not a curated record. Gene Ontology annotation, cellular component: mitochondrion; cytoplasm. Gene Ontology annotation, biological process: mitochondrial lysyl-tRNA aminoacylation. Gene Ontology annotation, molecular function: ATP binding; tRNA binding; lysine-tRNA ligase activity. NCBI's taxonomy places the organism in Eukaryota, Fungi, Ascomycota, Dothideomycetes, Pleosporales, Pleosporaceae. The coding region runs from base 71 to 1870 and encodes 599 amino acids.
CAAAUUCUCACUUUCACCACAUGCCGCCCGCUGUCCUGCGAGACAUGGGCGUGGCUGGGACACGGAAAACAUGAGCAAGCCCGCCUUCAACUUCCUCCGCCCCUACCUCUGCGGAGCCAGCCAGUCGCUGAAGCCGCACCAUGCGCGAGCCUACCUUGGUGUGCAGAGACGCUUCGCUUCGCGCACAGUCGCCUACCCGUACACGGGCCCGCAUCAUGUCGAGAAGCAGAAGCGGCUGGAGCAGCUGGCCGAUGUAAAGUCGCUGGGUGACUAUCACCCGAGACUGGUGCACUCGCCCGACGUCGACACCUUGUCGCUGCGUGACUUCAACGCAAAGUAUGAAGGUAUUUCGGAAACGGUCGAGGAUGUCGUGUCUGUCUUUGGAAGGGUGCGCUCAGUGCGGAAGCUUAGUUCCGGUUUGAUGUUUCUUGACGUGGAGCGUGAUACACAGCGUCUGCAAGUCUUGUCUGAGCUGAAGAAGCUCACGCAGAACAGCGCGAGCGAAGACUAUGACAGCUUCAGGAAGGUGGUUAGAGUCGGUGACUGGAUCUCAAUCACAGGCAAUCCAACAAGGACACCAGCUGGACAGCUUUCCAUCCAAGCCCUCCAAGCACCCCAGGUGCUGGCUCCGUGCCUUCACCACCUACCAAUCAAGGUUGACGAUGCCGAGACGCUCGCGCGACGGCCCCAUAUACACGGUCUCACGAGCCAUGAGCCUGGCGAUGUGCUUCGUCUUCGCGCACUCAUAUACGAUUACGUCCGCACCUACUUUAUCCAAAGCGGAUUCUUGGAGGUCGAGACGCCCAUCUUCGACGUCAAGCCUGGAGGCGCCAUGGCUCGCCCCUUUGAGACGGUCGCCAACGAGCUACCCGACAUGCCAAUCCGCCUGCGCAUAGCACCGGAGCUGAACCUCAAGCGUCUGAUCAUCCAAGGGCAAGACAAGAUAUUCGAAAUCGGACGCGUCUUCAGAAACGAGGGCGUGGAUAACACGCACAACCCUGAAUUCUCCACGUGCGAGUUUUACGAAGUGGGCGCCACGCUCCCUGACGUCAUUGCGAGGACGGAGCAGCUCAUCCACGGCCUUCACACUGCCAUUGAGUCCCUGCGACCAUCGUUUUUUCCCUCACUGACGCCCCCGCAAGGCAUCGACUUUUCGCUGCCCUUUGCACAACUCCCCUUCAUUCCAACGAUUGAGCAAGCCAGUGGGCGCAAACUGCCCGACCUCUCAACGCCCAGUUCGACCGGCGCCGUCUUGCGGCUGUUCGAGGAACUCGGUCUCCAGAUUCCACCCAACCCAACGUUGCCGCGCUUGCUUGAUGCUUUGGCCGAAGUCUACAUCGAGCCACUAUGCCAGGAGCCAACAUUUAUAUCCCAGCACCCGGAGGCGCUCUCGCCACUGUCCAAGUCGUACGUGGACGAAGCGACGGGCCAGCGCGUGGCCUCGCGUGUGGAGCUGUUUAUCCACGGGCGCGAAUACGUCAACGCUUACGAGGAGGAAAACUCGCCGUUUGAGCAGCGGAGAAAGUUUGAGCUGCAGCGCGACUUUCACGUCGAGAGCCAGGGAGAGCUUGAUGAGAGCUAUCUCGAGGCGCUUGAGUGGGGGAUGCCGCCGACGGGGGGCUGGGGCUGUGGUCUGGACAGGCUGGUGAUGCUAUUUGCGAGCAAGAAGCGCAUUUCAGAUGUGCUGCCGUUUGGGACGCUGAGGAACGUGGUUAGCAUUUCCACGAAACGGCCAAAGAAGAAGGAAGAAAGGAGAAAGGAGAAGGCAGAAUGGAAAAUAGAGACUGAAGAAAGGAGAAAGGAGAAAGACGCAAUGAGAUUGGAGAUUGGAGAAAGAGAAAGAGAAAGGAGAAUGGAGAACGAAGAAUGAAGAAUAAAGAAUGAGACGACGAAGCCUGGCCAUCCUGUAAGCGUCAUGUGACGAUGCAAUCAGCAAGUGAUGUGGAAGCAAUAUGGCAAGCUUCUCCUUGGCCUUGACGUUUCAUGGAGCCACUCUAUGGAUGCCAUGUUACUUGUGUCCUCUUACUUGUCCACGUCUUCCAUAUGUGCAACGAGUAUCCCCCAGCAUGCUGCCUCUAUCAUCAGCAAGCUAGUCA